AUGACCAUCAACGACGUAUUUCCAGGCAGCAAGGCCUUGCCCGAGACGGCUGCCCUGGACGAGAAGGCUGCCGGCACGCGGCGAUACGUGGUGGCGUCGCCGUACACCGAGGCAGAGCAUCUGCUGGACCUCGAGACCCUGGAUGCCGAGAACCAGAUACUGGGAGAAGCGCUGGUUGAGCUCAAGUGCCUGCGGGACGACUACGCGACGGCGGCCUACGCCGACACGUUCAACUGGGACGAGGUGGUGGGCCGGGUGCGGGAGCUAGCAGCAGCCCGCAACCACGGCUGGAGGGAGACGUCGUGGUACAUUGUCGCUUUUCGCUCGCGGUACGAGCAGGGCAUCGACUACAGCCACCUUGGCGACCUCGACAAGGCCGCACACGCGGAGGCCACAGCCAGCGGAGGCUUCCUCAAGUAUUGGUUUGGGACACCCGACCGGAAUCUCCGCAACCUGGCGACCUGCAUCUGGCGCAACCGAGAAGACGCGCGCAAGGGAGGCACCGGGCCUGCGCACAAGGAGGCCAUCAAGGCCGUGCGCACCACGUACGCCGAGUGGAGGAUCGACCAGCACCGGCUCAUUAUCCGAGACGGCGUGUCGAGCUGGGACCUGGCCGAGUGGACAGGCUGA
Messenger RNA from Diaporthe citri, 630 nucleotides. RefSeq lists its product as uncharacterized. The record is from RefSeq and is a predicted model, not a curated record. Bases 1 to 630 code for a protein of 209 amino acids. NCBI's taxonomy places the organism in Eukaryota, Fungi, Ascomycota, Sordariomycetes, Diaporthales, Diaporthaceae. The transcript has 2 exons.